AGAUUUUGGUUCAUUUUCACAACCGCAGAUCCAACAAGUUGACCCUUACCCAUAUUGGGUCAGGUUUGGUCAGCAACCGUAACCUAUUUAGACCUGAUCCACAAUGACUCAUUACCCAAAUUGACCCAAUCUGACCCGACCCAUUUGUCCAGCCUCCUUUGAGGUCUCAGCUUAGAGCCUUUCUUUUCGGUUGGACUACGCAAUUGAAUAUCCCAGUGCAGUUCCGCAUGCUGCCACAACUACUACCAUAAAUAUGUGGAUUUGCAUUUGAACCAAACACAAAUCUUAAGAAAAUACCAAAGGAAAAUACGAGUGUUAAGAAAUACUCUGUUGCGAUACAAAAUCACAAAGAUGAAUCCACAAACAAAUUGAUCAAAGUCAUCAAGUGCAAAGGGAGAUGACGACCCUUUCUUUGUAACUGUCUAGUUUCCUAGAGAUGAGAAUUUGAAUUGAUGUCCUCACAAGUCAACAGGAGAAGCAUGAUGAAUACAAAUAAACCAUUUGCCAUUGAUCCUCUCAAAUACGUUUGUCACAAACUGUCCACCCCAACUGCUACCUUUUGUCUUAACAUAUUCCAUGCAGGUAACGUAUCCUACAUCUCCUCUAACAUGAACUCGGACAUCUUUCAACUCAAUCUCAAGGGGAAAUUCAUAGUUCAUCCAUACAACUUCCCAACUUUCCAUGACAAAGUCAUAACCAGUUAUCCCAUUCGCACCCGGGUGCACACAGCACACAUUAUCCAAUUUUGCCCAAAGGUUUUGCAUGCUGGCAAGAUCCCCUUUCCUAAAUGAAUCAUAAAACCUAGAAUUUGCAGCCAAAACUGAGGCUUUGCUAUCUUCAUGAAGUGUUCGGAGGCUAUCCCUAAUUUUUGCUGCUUGGGCAUAGUUUUCUUCCUCAAUGGCAAUUUGCAGAUUCCGUCUUAAGGUUUGCUCUACUGAUAUGAUGUUUUCACCACUUAGGCUUUCCUCUGUGUCAUCUUUUUUUGCUUGACAAGGAAUCAAUGACAAAAAAGGCAAAUUUUGCACAAAAGGUGCUGCACUAGAUUAAUAAGCAAUUAGAUCUUCAUGAAACUAAAUUUCUACAAUAAAGCAGAUAAAGAAUGAUAGCAGCCCACAUAAAAGUAAAGUUUUUGCUGAAAUCUCUUUUUUUUAGUACAAUGCUGCAGCUUAAUUAAUUCUAAAACCAACUGAUCCAGAAAAAUGUCACCUAAAAUAUAAAUCUUAAUAGUUUAAAUCAUGUAGAACAAAGAUAGCUAGAAAAUGAAGUUGCAAAUUGUAAUCACAGCACCAAAUAUGUAAAAGAUGCAAUAGACUCCUGCAAUGGUCUUAAAUUAUGGGCCAUUCAUUUGUGAACAUAUAAUUAAGCAGUAAAGAAUAAGAUCUCUAGUUUUCGAAAACCUAGAUGAUUAAAGCAAUUAAGUACUAAUCUUGAAGGUCAACAGAGGCAAUUAAAGUUUAAUGUUAGAUUUCAUAAUUUUUUUCCUACAGCUAGCACAAAGUCUUUUUUUAAUCUUGAUCACAAACACAUUAAGAAUAUUGUAGGAAGGUAACAGAACAAAGAAGCUUACUAGGUCUUCCACUUCUCAACAUGGGUCGAAAUUGGCUAGGAAAAAGCUGUAUCUUGUUUCCUCUCGCAGAAGUAGUAGCAAAAGCCACAAUCAAUUGUAUUGAAGAAGGUGGAGAGAAGGAAUGAAUCCUCCUUGGACCAACAGUGCAUAUAUAUGGCAUACAAUGAACAUCCCUUACACCAGUAACAUUUACCUAUAACAAAUUUGAUGAAGCUAA
Molecule: messenger RNA, 1784 nt
Organism: Rubroshorea leprosula
Lineage: Eukaryota; Viridiplantae; Streptophyta; Magnoliopsida; Malvales; Dipterocarpaceae
Source: the annotation of a GenBank genome assembly